Molecule: messenger RNA, 1341 nt
Organism: Schistosoma turkestanicum
Lineage: Eukaryota; Metazoa; Platyhelminthes; Trematoda; Strigeidida; Schistosomatidae
Source: the annotation of a GenBank genome assembly
AUGAAAUCUUUUAUAACUAAUUAUCUAUGCUUAUUGUUCAUCGUUUUAAUUCAUUUUACUUAUAAAUGUUAUUCUAUACUUCCUGAAGUAUCUCAACAUCAUAUGACAGGAAAAUAUUAUCAUAUUGAUGCAAAUCUCAUCUACGAUCAUCCUUAUUCAAAAUGUUACAUUUUAAUGAAUGCAUUGAAACGUUUUAAUGAACGUCUUACAUUAAUAAAACAAUAUCCUAAAAUUCCUAUGCAUAUAUCAAAUACUACAAUUCAUAAAAUGAAAAUAUUCAUUACUAAUGAAUGUAAUGAGACAAAUAAUGAACUAUGGCCUUCAGAAUUCAUGAAUGAAACAUAUUCAAUUCUUAUUUUUAGUGAGAAAAUAAUUUUACAAGCUGAAGAAAUUUGGGGAAUAUUACAUGGAUUAGAGACAAUACUUCAAUUAAUCUAUCGAAGUCCAUUAGAGACGAACAUCAUUGAAGGUGGUUUGAUUUCGGAUGAACCAUUAUUUUCUCAUAGAGGAUUUUUGAUUGAUACUUCAAGGCAUUAUUUAUCAAUAAAAGAAAUUGAAAAAUUCAUUGAUGCAAUGUCAAUGGUGAAAAUGAAUGUGCUUCAUUGGCAUAUUGUGGAUGAUCAAUCGUUUCCCUAUGUAUCAGAAAAGUUUCCGAAACUUUCUAUAAAGUUAUACAAAGAAUUGUUCAGUGUAUUUCGUGAUAACUGGUUUCAUUUAGGUGGAGAUGAAGUGGAUUAUGGCUGUUGGCGUUCUAAUCCUUUGGUUAUUGAAUUUAUGAAACAAAUGAAAUUUGGUGAUGAUUAUCGUCAUCUAGAAGGUUACUACAUAAAUCGUCUUAUUCAAAUUAUCAAUGAUAUCAAACCGCCGGCGAGAAAUAUUACUCCAGUUGUAUGGCAGGAAAUAUUUCAAAAUGGAUUCAGAGGUGAUAAAUCAACGGUGAUUCAUGUAUGGAAAAGUUCAGAUUGGAAAUCUGUAAUGAAAAAUAUUACUCAAUCAGGCUAUCGAGUAUUAUUCUCAGCUGCUUGGUAUCUAAACCUCAUUUCAUAUGGUAAUGACUGGAAAAACUACUAUCAAGUUGAUCCAAGAGAUUUUGGAGGCAGUAAAGAAGAUGAGCAACUGGUGAUUGGUGGUGAAGCAACUAUGUGGGGUGAAUAUGUGGAUGAUACAAAUUUAUUUAGUAGAUCAUGGCCUCGUGGUUCAGCUGUAGCUGAAAGAUUGUGGAGUAAAAAUUCACCAAACGUAGCAGAUUUCACUUUAAGAGUAGAAGAACUUCGUUGUCGAAUGUUAAGUCGUGGCUGGAAUGCGGAACCAAUAAAUGGACCAGGAUUUUGUCCAGUUUAA